Hypanus sabinus (Atlantic stingray) is the source of this 2240-nucleotide messenger RNA. It is a transcript of the gene ptchd3l, whose product is annotated as patched domain-containing protein 3. NCBI's taxonomy places the organism in Eukaryota, Metazoa, Chordata, Chondrichthyes, Myliobatiformes, Dasyatidae. Gene Ontology annotation, cellular component: membrane. The record is from RefSeq and is a predicted model, not a curated record. The transcript is spliced from 2 exons.
AUGGCUUCAUUCCUGCACUCCAGCCUGCUGAAAACCAUGGCUUCAGGCUUAGUCCUCACUGUAACUGAGCACCUAGCUCCCUCCAUCUGCCCCUGCUCUCAUCCAAUGAAUCAGGGAAUCGAACUUCCAGCACACCAGAUUAACAAUGUCCAAACGGGGUCUCGCAAUCACAAGAAGAGCGAUCAUGGUGGACACUUGCUAUUUGACUGUAUCGGUGUGGACGACAUGUUUGUUAUGCUUUCAAGCUGGCAAAAGACAAAAGUUAAAGAUAAAGUUGAAAAACGUUUGGCAGACAUGUAUGCUGAAGCAGCUGUUUCCAUCACAAUAACCACAUUGACUGAUGUUUUAGCCUUUUAUAUUGGCAUCAUGACACCUUUUCGAUCUGUGCAAUCAUUUUAUGUUUACACUGGUACAACAGUUCUGUUCUGCUUUAUUUAUAACAUUACAUUUUUUGGAGCUGUUCUUGCACUGAACGGGAGAAGGGAAGCCAGUAACAGGCACUGGCUGACAUUCAGAAAGGUUGACAAAGAUCCUAAACCAGGAGGAUCUACACUGACCACCAUGUGUUGUGUAGGUGGGGCUUAUGAUCCGAAAACAGGUACCGAAUCAGAGCAUCCAAUCUACUACUUCAUGAAGGAAUAUUACGGUCCAUUCCUCACCAACGGAUGGACCAAGGCAGCUGUGGUUUUCUUGUGUUUAGGAUAUUUAGCUGCCAGUAUUUAUGGCUGUUUGCAGAUCAAGGAAGGAAUUGAUCUCAGAAAUCUGGCCUUUGAUGAUUCAUACGUGAUUCUGUUCUAUGAUGCACAAAGAGAUUUUUUCUCAGAGUAUGGACCACGAGUCAUGGUCACUGUCACUGAAUCUGUAGAGUAUUGGAAUUCCACUGUGCGGAGUGAUAUUGAAACCUGUAUGGAGAGAUUUGAAAACCUCUCAUAUGUAGAUCGUGAACUGUCAGAGUCCUGGCUUCAUUUCUACGUUAGUGCAAGUAACAGUAUAGAUAUAAACAAGCAAGAUAUAUUCAUGACAAACUUAGCAACAUUCCUUCAGUAUGCCCCUGCAUUCAAACAAGAUAUUGACAUUUCAGAAAAUGAACUGAGCGUUAAUGCUUCACAUUUUUUCAUUUAAACCAUGAAUGUCAAUAGAUCAGUUACUGAGAAAAACAUACUGACUGAAUUAAGAGAUCUGGCAAAGAAAUGUAGAAUUCCCUUGCUGGUAUAUCACUCUGCAUUUAUAUAUUUUGAUCAAUAUCUUGUUAUAGUAUCCAACACAAUACAGAAUGUAGUUGUGGCUGCUCUUGCUAUGCUUCUUAUUGCUUUAUUGUUAAUACCUAAUCCAGUCUGUUCUCUGUGGGUCACACUUGCAAUGGCAUCGGUUUUGGUGGGUGUAACUGGGUUCAUGGCUUUUUGGGGUGUCAAUUUAGAUUCCAUAUCGAUGAUUAAUCUGGUCAUCUGCAUUGGCUUUUCAGUGGAUUUUUCAGCUCACAUUUCCUAUGCAUUUGUUUCAAGUGGCAAAAGCAGUUACAAUGAACGAGCUAUCGAUGCAUUGUAUGCUCUUGGGUAUCCCAUUAUCCAGGGAGCAGUUUCAACCAUUCUGGGUGUGGUUGUGCUGGCUGCUGCAGGAAGUUACAUCUUCAGGACAUUUUUUAAAAUCAUGCUUCUUGUCAUAUCUUUUGGGGCAGUUCAUGGUCUUGUAUUCCUACCCGUGUUUCUAACUUUCUGUGGACUCAAUAAAAAGACAAACAGUGUAAUAGAAGAAAAGGAAACAAAUCAACAGGAAAGAUUUUUGCCAAACAAAGGUCAGUCAAAUUUUGGAAGAACUGACAAUGUAGUAAAUUGGCAGAAAAACCACAUCUAUUACAACGAAGCAUAUGAAAGGCCAAACCCUGGCAAUUUUAAUCUAAAAGGCAAACGUGUGGAAAUGCCUGAUCCAGAUUGUCCAUAAUACUGUGGAUACACAAAGGGGUGGCAGCUGCUGGAUUCUGGACCAACAAACAGUCUGCCUUUCCUCUCUCCCCUGAUGGUUCCCAUUAUUACCUUCCAUAUAUCAAACUCCACCAUUGGUAGCCUUUGUAUUCCUGCUUAUCAUCCCCUAGGAUCUGUCCCCAACCUCACCCUCCCCACCCUCAAUCUUCCUCCUUUUCUUUGUCUGGUUCCAUCUUAUCAUGUCUCUGAACUCCACCGCUCCCUUGCCCCUCCCUCAUUAGAUCUGUUUGUCAUCCUCCCUCCCUCAGUCCACUAAUCACU